UUUCUAACGCAUUUGAUACGGUCGACUACUCUGUUGUCAUACGUAAGCUACAUGCGAUUGGAUUGUCCAACGCAGCUCUUCUGUGGUUCUUGAGCUACUUGAUUAACUGUCAAGAGUUUGUACAAGUCAAUGACAAGCCAUCUAGUCUUGCAGAUGUCCUAUUUGGAGUUCCACAGGGCUCAAUUCUUGGGCCCGUUCUUUUCAACCUUUAUGCAAAAGACAUGCAAGAUUGCUUACAAGAUGGCUCUUCUUGCUUUCAGUACGCUGACGACACUACGGUGCUGCAUCACGCCACUCACAAAGACUUCGUUGUCUUUGUAGACAAGAUGAAAAAACACUUAGGCAGCAUCGAGUGGUGGGCUGCUGAUAGUAACCUUCUAAUGAAUGAGACCAAGACCAAGCAGAUGGAUAUUACCCCCAAGCAAAUGUCUAAAGUGCAUAAUCUUCCCAGAUACACUCCACCUAUCACCUUUAAAGACAAGACAGUUGAUAGACUAGAGAAAAUUAAGUUAUUAGGAACUUGGCUUAGUGAGGACCUUGAAUGGACAGAACAUGUAAAAGAGGUCACAUCAUCACGCUAUAACGUGCUUUUCACUCUGAGAAAGGUCAAGAAUAUGACACCACAAGAGACUAAGAAGGCUCUUGUUCAAAGCGUCGUCCUAUUCAAACUUAACUUUAAUGACUCCGUCCCUUAUCCACUUCCCGCAUUUUUUGAAGAAAAGAGUACAACGGGUUCAGAAUGCUGCUGCUGGUUUUGUCUUGAAUCAUUUCUGCUCAGAAAGGGACGUCCUUGAGCUCGGCUGGCUACCUACACUAGAAAAUACGCAAUUAAAUAUUCUUAAGCUCGGACAUCGAGCUCUUUUUAGUGAAGUUUGGCCCGAAUACUUGCAACUG
Molecule: messenger RNA, 894 nt
Organism: Porites lobata
Lineage: Eukaryota; Metazoa; Cnidaria; Anthozoa; Scleractinia; Poritidae
Source: the annotation of a GenBank genome assembly